Colletotrichum truncatum is the source of this 888-nucleotide messenger RNA. Its product is annotated as DUF1445 domain protein. Gene Ontology annotation, molecular function: D-glutamate cyclase activity. The record is from RefSeq and is a predicted model, not a curated record. Lineage: Eukaryota; Fungi; Ascomycota; Sordariomycetes; Glomerellales; Glomerellaceae. Gene Ontology annotation, biological process: glutamate metabolic process.
AUGAAUACAAUUCACAAGACUGGCGAGGAAUUUCGCUUAGCUUGCCGCUCUGGCUCUUUCACUCAUCCGACAGCCGGCCAGGCUCCAACUUACCUCCAAGCAAACCUCAUCAUCCUCCCUAAAUGUUACGCUGACGACUUCCGACUCCUAUGUCACCGAAAUCCUGUUCCAUGCCCUCUCCUUGCCGAGUCAGAAAGCCCUGGGGAUUUUAAAAAGCUCAAGUCAUAUGUUCAUAGUCUUGACGGAAAGAGGGUAAUUCCAGUGGCAAAAGAGAUUGAUUUGCGACACGAUUUUCCCCGUUACAGAGUAUACAAAAACAGCAAACAUGUUGCUGUACAUUCCGUAUCCGAGCCAUUAAAUGUGUCUGACCAGUGGCUGAGUGACCAUGUUGGCUUCUUGGUCGGAUGCUCAUUCAGUUUCGAGCGGGCUCUGCAUGAAGCUGGUCUCACACCACAGCACAUCACACAUAACCGCAACGUGCCGAUUUACCGAACCACCAUCCCACUCUGUCCGGCGGGAGCAUUUACAGGGGCAACAUAUGUUGUAUCUAUGCGGCCGUAUAAAUCUUCAGACAUUGAGAAGGUUCGAGACAUCACCAGACCGUUUGUAACGACGCACGGAGAACCAAUGGCGUGGGGGUGGGAUGGAGCACAGAGGCUUGGUAUCAAGGAUAUCACGAAACCUGACUGGGGAGACGCGGCUCUUCAGCCAGAUGGAAAGACAGUGUUUGAGCGCGACGAUGGAGAGUACGUUCCUGUUUUUUGGGGCUGUGGCGUCACACCACAAGAAGCUGUCAUGAGGGCAAACCUGAAAGGUACAGUGAUGGGACAUGCGCCAGGUCAUAUGAUUGUGCUGGAUGUCCAGGAAGAUGAGAUUUUCCCCUUGUGA